This is a messenger RNA of Myxocyprinus asiaticus (Chinese sucker), 3712 nucleotides long. RefSeq names its product glucose-6-phosphate exchanger SLC37A1-like. The transcript has 20 exons. Gene Ontology annotation, biological process: glucose-6-phosphate transport; phosphate ion transmembrane transport. Gene Ontology annotation, cellular component: endoplasmic reticulum membrane. Gene Ontology annotation, molecular function: glucose 6-phosphate:phosphate antiporter activity. The record is from RefSeq and is a predicted model, not a curated record. Lineage: Eukaryota; Metazoa; Chordata; Actinopteri; Cypriniformes; Catostomidae. Bases 294 to 1874 code for a protein of 526 amino acids.
UUGUUAUACAGUAAAUAAAACAAUCUCUGGCGUCAUCGCAUCAGUUUAAAUGAGGAAGUGAACAGUCAGUCGCUACUGUCAAUGCUGAACUGGGAGUCACUCGGAAAUAAAGCCACUUCACAUGGGAUGCCCCAGUCUCUUCUUGCCUAUUUCUGAUCACAUGACAGGACCCUCCAGAUCAGAGAUGGCUCUUUUGACUGUAAAUCAACAGUGGACAUCCUGCCCAACAUCUCUAUGAGAUUCACUUGGCAACUGUAUUAAACACACUGUGUUUCACGCACAUUUAUACCAAAAUGGCACCAGUCCCACCUGGCAUCCGCUUCCUGACAUCCUUCAAUAAGGACCAGUGGUACAGGGCCUUCACAUUUGCUCUCACCUUCCUGCUCUACACUAGCUUCCAUCUAUCCAGGAAGCCCAUCAGCAUUAUCAAGAGUGAACUGCAUAAGAAUUGCUCUCAUGUCACGGAGCUGUCGACAGAUAGCAGUCAGCAGCCUAGACUUCACCCGGAUCUAGACUGCAGCUGGAAACCUUUCGAUAGAAGUAACUAUAAGCAGUUACUCGGGGCAAUGGAUUACUCUUUCCUGUGUGCUUAUGCUAUAGGCAUGUAUCUCAGUGGAAUAAUUGGAGAGCGUUUGCCCAUUCGUCUGUACCUGACUGUGGGCAUGUUGACCAGUGGAUUUUUCACCUGUCUGUUUGGACUGGGAUAUGUCUAUGACGUCCAUAGCCUUGGAUUCUAUAUAUUUGUUCAGGUGGCCAAUGGCUUAGUUCAGACCACUGGUUGGCCUAGUGUCGUGACUUGCAUUGGUAAUUGGUUUGGCAAGGGAAGGAGAGGCCUCAUAAUGGGUCUGUGGAACUCUCACACAUCAGUGGGCAACAUUCUGGGCUCUUUGAUCGCUGGAUAUUAUGUCUCGUCUAACUGGGGUCUGUCUUUCAUUGUCCCUGGUGUUAUCAUUGCUGCCAUGGGGGUCAUCUGCUUCCUCUUUCUAAUAGAGCACCCUAAUGAUCUGAAGACUGCCAGUGCCCAGAGCUCAGUUCCAAGUAAUCAGAAAGUAAAUAAAAGCUGGAGUGGUUUCAAUGGACAUAAAGACCUCUACUUGCAGUACAAGCAAGGAAAUAAAACACAGAGCUGGGAUACUGAGCUUCUCCUGGGGCAGGAGAGCAUUGGCGUGUGUGUUCCUAUGCAGCAGGUGGUGGUGGUGAAGAGUGAGACAGAACCAUCAGCCAUCAGCUUCAUGGGAGCUUUACGCAUUCCUGGAGUGGUGGAGUUCUCUCUUUGUCUGCUCUUUGCCAAGUUGGUCAGUUAUACCUUCCUUUUCUGGCUCCCCCUUUACAUCACUAAAGCAGCUCACCUGGAUGCCAAGAAAGCUGGAGAACUUUCAACUCUGUUCGAUGUGGGAGGCAUUGUUGGAGGUGUCCUGGCUGGAGUGAUCUCUGAUAAGAUGGGAAAGAGGGCAACCACUUGUGCUGUGAUGCUUCUACUGGCUGCACCCACUCUCUAUGGUUUCUCUAUGAUGAGGCAUUUUGGCCUGGGUCCCACAAUUGGCAUGCUGCUGGUGUGUGGUGGUUUAGUCAAUGGACCUUAUGCUCUUAUCACAACAGCUGUGUCUGCUGAUCUGGGCACACACAAGAGUCUGAAGGGCAAUGCCAGGGCUCUCUCUACAGUAACAGCUAUUAUAGAUGGCACUGGAUCAGUUGGUGCUGCUGUGGGACCUUUGCUGGCAGGGCUGUUGUCAGCACGAGGCUGGAAUCAAGUCUUUUACAUGCUCAUGACCGCAGACUUUUUUGCACUGCUGCUUUUGCUGAGACUUGUGAUGAAGGAGCUUCGCUCUCAUAAGAACCGGCCAGGAGUUGCUGUCGAAUUGAAGGAACAUUGAGUACUUUGCACGAACUGAGAGAGAGAAACAGUUAGGGGCAGCAUUCAAGACUACUGAAGUUCAUCUCUCACCAGUUCAGUUAUCUGACCACUUCCUACCCUGGACCACAACUUGAGUUUGGACCAAAACUUGACUAAAACCUGUGUUUAGUACACAGACUUCUGUUCUAGAAUGGACAAUACAAAGACACUUUAUUUAUUUUUUCAGAUGAGUAAAUAUCUAUUAAAGCUGACCGCACAACAGCUUUGAAGAAAUAUUAUUUUCUUAUCAUAUUAUAUUUUUCUCAUGAGUCCUGUGGUUGUUGUCUGAACCUGCAAGUUCUACUUGCAUUUGUCCUUUGAAGCUUGUACCCAAACAACUGAACAUGACUUUGAGAUCAAGCCUAAAUAUAUCUCCAGUUGAGGAAUGCUCACUUGCACAACCAAAAGUAGCCUCCCCUUUGCUUUUAACAAGGGGAAUCUUAAAUAAAUGCAGUGUAAUUUCUACUCCUAGACCUAGAACCCCUGCCAGGCCUAUAGUGCCUUAUUCAUGAAGCAAAUUUCUGUGUAAAUAAUUCAUAAAUCUAUUCUUACGUAAACCGUUUCAUUGAAUUGAACGCAACAGUUUGCACAAGGAUGGUUUUACAAACAGUUUGCAUGUAAACUCGUUCUACUGGUGUUUCGUGAAUAAUGCCCAUUGAACAUAUAGAGUCGGUUUAUUCGUUUUGUAUAUAUGCUGAAUUUGAAAUAGUAAUAUAUUAUACUGCCUUUCUAUGAACCAAAGCCAAUCCUAUUUGUUGUUUAAGAGCUUAAAUUGAUCUUCUGUUUGGACCAGUUCCUGUGUCUUAAAGUGUGGUGAUAUUAAAUGUUUUAUCCUGUGUUUGAACAUAGGGGAUCCAUAUGGGGAGUCCAAAAUGUAAUUGUUCACUUUAUUUUCUUUUAUUUAAUUCUAUAUUUAUUUAUUUUUGUUAUCAGAGUUUUUCUCUGCUGGCCUGUGACUUGAAUAAUAUGAAAGUGUUUUGAUUGUUCAUGAAGGAAGUUUAGCAAUACAUUUUAUCUUGGCAUUCAAGUACACUGUUACUAUACUUUCAGCGCUCUGCUGAUACACGCUAUAUAUUCACAUUCAGAAUUCAGACCGUUCUAUAUUAAUAAUGGAGGACAAAUAACUAUCAGUCUGGAACAGUAUUAGGAGACUUUUAAAAGCUUUUAGUCUUUCUCAGCUUGGUUGUUAGCUUCAAAUCAUGUUCACAUCAAACUCAAUUUGUAUGAUAGAAGUCUGUGUGAAUAAACCAAAAAAGCCUCUUGACCGUAAUUUUAGGACACGCACCUGCCUCUGCAGUCAUGAAUAUUUACUGUAUAUUUGAAUGCUCGGAUUACUGUAGGACCGUGUUGCUCUGCAGUGCUAUUGGCACGUGUAGAUGUUUGUUAUUAAGCUGGACUUCUUACAUAAUCAUAGGUUUAGCACAGGUGCAUUUGUCCUUCUAGGACACUGCACUCUAGAUUAUUGAAUGUAUCUUUAAUUUAUGGGUAGUACCUUGAUGUAAUGAGAUUAAGAAAAAAUACUUUGUGCCUUUUUUCUAUUUGCUUUCUUGUUUAAGGAUAUGCCUUUGGAGUGUUCAUUCUUAAAUUAUCAUCAGCCUCUUUACAGAAUUUUGGGAAUUAUCUGUAUUGUGUUGUUUGUAUAAAGAGGACAUUUUGAAUAAAGCAAACACAAACUGCAACAUGUAUUUUACGACUGUGCAAGCUGUGAAUUGAAAGAAAUAUUAUAUAUAUAUACACACACACUACGGUUCAAAAUGUAGGGUCGCUUAUUCUUUAUUUAUUUUUACUUUUAUUUAUUUUUUUCACAUUUACAAUAAU